Megalobrama amblycephala (Wuchang bream) is the source of this 1882-nucleotide messenger RNA. RefSeq names its product CD8a molecule (gene cd8a). The transcript is spliced from 6 exons. Lineage: Eukaryota; Metazoa; Chordata; Actinopteri; Cypriniformes; Xenocyprididae. The record is from RefSeq and is a predicted model, not a curated record. The coding region runs from base 77 to 742 and encodes 221 amino acids.
GGUUUGGGAGGGGCAGACAAGGAAAUUUAGUUUCAUCCUUUCAGUAGUUUUGUUCCUGUCGUUAAAGAAGAACUGAAUGUCUGCGCUGAAAAUUGAAAAAAUGUAUCAAAUAUACAUCGGAUUUUGUGUGAGUUUGUCACUCUUCUUUGGAGUCUCUGCACGGAUCUAUAAAGAGGGAGAGAAGAUAGAAAUUCACUGCGACCCUAAACCGUCCGGCACCUUGACGUUCUGGUUUCGAAUAAACAGUAAAGGCGCAGACUAUUUAUUCACUGUUAGAAAUGCAGAUGUAAAGGAUAAAAGCUCAAGUUUGGAACAAUUCACUAUCAACAACAACAAUGGUAAGGUACGCUUGGACAUUAAGGCGUUCAAGAAAAAGACAGACAGUGGCGUUUACACCUGCGCAUCCAUGAACAGCAAUAAACUCUUCUUUGGAGAGAUGACUGAAGUUGAAGGAGAACCAGAUCCAACAACCAAACCUCCAAAAAUUGUUACAACAAAGCCGCUCCCAGUGACUGCUACAACAAAAUCGUGUUUGUGCAAAAAAGAGCUGAAGCCCCGUUUCAUCUGUGAGAUUUGGAUAUUGUCGUCUCUGGCCGCUGGCUGUGCUCUUCUCCUCAUUCUGCUGAUCGUCACAAUUUUGUACUGCAACCGUUUAAGAACAAGACGGUGUCCCCACCAUUACAAAAGACAACCUCAACCCAGACAUGCUGGCCAUGCGAAACUGCCCAACAACCACUUCUAGCUCCAGUAAAGAAGCCGGAAAGUUUUCGUUGGAUACGUUUUCGUCUCAACAAGUACAUUUAAAAGCGAUUUCCUCCUUCAGGAUUAUUCAGUCCGUAGAACAUUAAAUCUUAAGCUUCCAAAAUGAAAAUGUUCAAAACAUUAAGAUUUCUGUUUCUGUGAAUUUAUAUGAUUUUUAUAGUUCUUUUUGUAUCUGUUACUGUUACAUCUAAUACACCGACAAUAAUCAGAUCUUUUCUUUAUGUGGUUUUUGAUAAUCUUAAUCUGUUCCUGGUGAAAUAUUUUAUGUUUUGCUUCAAUGUAGGUUUAUUAAUUACAGCUUAUUUUGGCUUAAUUUGAUGUCAAAAAUGACCAUAAAUGCAUUUGCAGCAAGUGUAGCUUUAAAGUUCAAAGUUGUAUAAUUGUAAAGUUUAAAAGAGAUUUCUGCCAUCUGCUGGCUGUUAGUGAUAUGAAGAACCUCAGAUCAGUGGCAUACAUUAUGUGCUGAGCUUCUCAGAACAAACUGCUUUCCUGCUGAUGUCUGUUUCUACAACAUUGAAUUGUAAAUAAACUAAAUUCAAUUGAAGAAAAAGGCUCUUGGAUAAAGUAAUAGGCCAAUAUCAUGCAUCCAUAGUGACAUGAAGAAUUUAAAAUAACCAAUUUCAUUAUAAAUAACCCAUAGGUGACAACAAAAACCGUCAAUGGUCACAUGCCAAAGAAUAAAGUAAAUUGAAAAUCCUGGGGUAUAUACACCCAUUAAACUGUUUAUUUUAUUUCAGUAGGCCUAUGUACUUUUUAAUCUUCCAGAAAUCCUUAAUGAAUGUGUAAAUACAUUGCAGGCUUGAUCAAUCUAAAUAAAGAUGGACUAAUCAGUUAUCAUUAGGGUGUAACGGUACACAAAACUCACGGUUCGGUACGUACCUUUUUGAAGUCACGGUUUUGAAGUCACGGUUGGGUAUGGUUUUCGAUACAGCAGGUGGGGAGAAAACUAAACAUUUUUUUUAAUUAUUAUUAAACAAUGGUUUACCGAACAAAUUGUGUUUUUGUCUUUAAAUAUAUUAAAUUAAAUUAUAACUAAAAGUUUCUUAAGGAUAAAAAAAUUAUCUCUGCUAGUGCAAUAAACUAUGUAGGGAGCCCUUACUUGAACAUUAUGCUACUAUAA